AUGGGUGAGGAUCUCUUCUGGGCCAUAAGAGGAGGAGGUGCAAGCAGCUUUGGUGUAGUCCUCUCUUUCAAGAUCAAUUUAGUCUAUGUUCUCCCCACAGUCACUAUUUUUCAGGUUCAGAAAACCCUAAGCGAAGGGGCAACUAAGUUGGUCGAGAGGUGGCAGGAAGUGGCACCGAAGUUUGAUGACAAUUAUUUCAUUAGAAUUCUUGUGAAUCCCGUCGGCAAAAAGGAGCAGGGGAACCGCACGAUCCAGGCUUCGUUUGAGUCUUUGUUCCUUGGCGGGCGCGAGGAGCUUCUCUCCAUACUCGACAAGAGCUUUCCUGAGUUAGGAGUGGAGGCCAAAGACUGCGCUGAGAUGAGCUGGAUAAACUCCACUCUCUACUUCGCACUAGCCCCUAAGUUGGACCCUACCUUCUUGUUGAAUAGGUACCCAUAUGCCAACAGCACCUUCAAGAUCAAGUCAGACUUCGUGAAGGAGCCCAUCCCUGCGGAGGGUCUGGAGAAGAUCUGGAAGUUCUUAUUAGAAGCAGUGGAUGAUCCCCUGCUAAUGAUAUUGGAUCCUUUGAGAGGGAGGAUGGAUGCGAUAGAAGAAACUGCCCUUCCUUUUCCUCAUAGGAAGGGGAAUUUGUAUAAUAUCCAGCACUACUUGAACUGGCCUGGGAACGAGGAUAGCCAGAAGCACUUGGAUUGGAUGAAGAACCUGUUGGAUUCGUCUCCUCAAUCUGCUGCACAAUACCCUGCACACGGCAAAAUAAUGGGAAAACAAUAG
Elaeis guineensis (African oil palm) is the source of this 771-nucleotide messenger RNA. Lineage: Eukaryota; Viridiplantae; Streptophyta; Magnoliopsida; Arecales; Arecaceae. The record is from RefSeq and is a predicted model, not a curated record.